AUGAAAGGGAAAAAACUAAUACAAGAAACGGGAACCUCUACAGCUUGGGCAGGAUUCUGUUUCCGCACUAGAGCAGUCAAGGCUGGUCAGGCGAACAAGGUUAGCAAUUCGGAUUUGGCAUAUCGCGCGAUCGAGGAGAUCCGCUCAGUGUUUGACAGAAUCGCACACGCAGCAGCAACUGUUUCUGCCAGUGCGCCCGGCGUGGCUGACGAUGCCGCGAAGGGUGACCCUUUCGAGACGCUAGUGGAGGAAAUCGUUUCCGGUAAAGGCGGAAAGAUCGCUCUCUAUGGAGUCGGACGAGAGGGCUUGAUGAUGCGAGCUCUGGCCAUGAGACUGUACCAUCUAGGCCUGCACGCCUCCGUCGUGAGUGACAUGUCCUGCCCUCCCAUUGGUCCAGGAGAUCUCCUCCUUGUCAGCGCCGGCCCAGGCCGCUUUUCCACUGUGGAGGCUCUUCUGGGGGAGGCAAGAUCUGCAGGAGCUAGGACUGUGGUUAUCACCGCACAGCCGGAAGGGGAUUCUGCCAGGCUGGCAGAUCGUGUGGUGUACAUUCCUGCACAGACAAUGGCAGAUGAUAUUGAAACUGGUGAAGGAAGGGAUACGGCAAUUCAGGUGGUUCAGGUGCUUCAGGCGAUUCAGGUGGUUCAGGCGAAUCAGGUGGUUUAUGCAAUUCAGGUGGUUCAGUUGAUUCAGAUGGUUCAGGAUAUUCAGGUGGUUCAGGUGAUUCAGGUGGUUCUUUUGGUGGUUCAGACGAUUCAGGUGGUUCAGAUGAUUCAGAUGGUCGAGACGAUUCAGGUGGUUCAGGUGAUUCAGGUGAUUCAGGUGGUUCAGGCGAUUCAGGUGGUUCAGGUUCAGCUCAUGCAGGUGUUGGAACACGUCAGCUCCGCACCCAUAUGCAUGCACCCCUCAUUCUCCCCAUUCCCCCCAUUCUCCCCUUUCUCUGCCUUCUCCGCCUUCUCUCCAGACUCCCCCGUCUCCCCCUUCUUCCCCCCCUCCCCCUUCUCCCCCGUCUCCCCCUUCUUCCCCCCCUCCCCCUUCUCCCCCUUCUCCCCCUUCUUCCCCCCCUCCCCCUUCUCCCCUGUCUCCCGCGUUUUCUCAAAUCAUCGUCAGCUAACCAGUGCCAUGUACCACAUGCGUCUGUUCGGCAUGGCAUUGGACCGACAGGACCUCAUGGACUAUGCUCACAUCUGCACUUCCCCUUCCCUUCUCCCCAUUCUCCCUGUUCCCUCAGCUAACCAGUGCCAUGAGCAUUACCUGCACGGCAUGGCAACAUAUGCCGUGCAUUCCCAUCAGCUGUACCAGCUGCUAGGGAGAACCCCUGAGGGGCGAACGGCAAGGACGUAUCAACAGUACUUCCAGAAUCAGUACAACAUAUUGCUGCAACACCCCGACCAGCCUCUGUUUGCUGUGUGCCCGUUAAAGCCAGAGCUGCGCAACGCACUGCUGCUGCAGGCGCCGCCAAAAUUGGACCCUUGGGAUCUUUUCAAUAGGGCCGCCCACAUCGGGCGAGAGGAGCAGAUGCCUGUACCUGCCAGUGCUGCAGUGGGGACGGCUGUAGCUGACACGGCUGUAGCAGACAUGGCUGUAGCUGAUACAGUUGCAGCUGACACGGCUGAAACAGAAACCAGUUUAGCAGAGAAGGCUGUAGCAGAGCAGGCUGUAGCAGAGCAGGCUGUAGCAGAGCAGGCUGUAGCAGUCAAUGUUGCAGCUGACGGGGCUGUGGCAUACAAGGCUGUAGCAGACACGGCAACAGCAGAGAGGGAGCAGCAGAAGCAGGAAGAGCAGGAGCAAAGCACAGGGCAGGAGGAGGCAGUGAAGGGGGAGCAGCAGCAGCAGGGCAGAGAGAAGGACCGGGGGCAACAAACAUCAUGUCUCCCUCGGCAAACAUCGUACCUGCCAUUGGAGCUACUGGUACCGGUGCUGCCCAUGCAGCACGUGCUCUUUGCCUCGCUGCUCCCCUCGCUGCUCUACCGACUCGACUGCCUGCUCACUGCCCGGGACAUCCGGCGGUUCAUUGUGAGGCAGUAUGGGUGUGAGAGUCACGGGAAUUGUGAGGUGACUGGCAGGGCAAAGAACAAGAGUUCUCGCAAGAGGAAAGGCAAGGCGAAUUGCGGCAGUUUUGGCAGCACUGGUGGCGGGUACAGCAGGGAAUCGCAGCAGCACGUGCAGCAAGGACCUCAUUUUCCUGCUAUUACUCUCCUGCGCGCCCUGAGAUGCCCCGGCGUCGGCACUUACGAGAAUGACGAGAUCCUCGGUGACAGCUGUGUGCAGCUCUCCACAUCCUGCCACCUGUUCUCCACUCUGCUGCCACCGGCGCAGGCAGCAGCCGCCGCCAAGUCAGCGUGCAAGCCGGCCAAGAUGCCGCUCGCUGACGUGGCAGAGGCCCUGGUGGGCGCCAGCUGGCGGUGCGGCGGCGCUGACAUGGCGCUGCCGGUGCUGAGGUGGCUGGGCCUUCCUACGGAGGGCAUUCGGGAGCUGCUGAGGGCUGGUUGGCUGUCGGAGCUGCAGGAUGCAAUGGGGUAUCGAUUCCGAAAUGAGGGGAUACUGAGGGAGGCGAUACGGGAGGAGGAGUUGAAGUGGGAGAGGCGGUUUGUGUUCCUGGGGGAAGCUGUGCUGGACUUUCUAGUCAUGCACUACUGGGUACAAGCAACCUUUGUCAUGGCCCAUUCUCCUGCCGCCACGUCACCAAAUGCCACGUCAUCGCAGACUGCCACGUCAUUGCACACCGUCCGGCCAUCCCCGCACCAGCUGACGAUUCUGCGCAAGGCCGUGAUUCACUCGGAGCGGUUCUGCCAGCUGGCGGCGUGCCGUGGGCUGCUGCGAUUGGUGCGCAGGAUACAGCGGGCGGCAAAGCCUGCUGAAGAGUGGGCUGCUGCUGACAAGGCUGCCAGGGUGGCGAAAGCUGCUGCUGACAAGGCUGCAGGGUUGGCAAGGGCGGCUGCUGAUAGGGCUGCAGCGGCUGUUAGGGCCGCUAGGGAGGCGAAGGCUGUUGCUGAUAGGGCCGCUAGGGAGGCUAAGGCUGCUGUUGAUAGGGCUGCUACGCUGGCAAAGGCUGCUGGUCUUGUUAGUGAAACGGCAUGGGAAGAGGUGGGGAAGGAGGAAGGGAAAGGGGAGGGGAAGGAGGUGGGGAAGGAGGAAGUUAAAGAGGAGUGCUCACCUCUUUCCUCCAACCACAACCCCCGCUCCCUCUCUCCCCCUGAUCAGGACGUCUCUGAUCUAAUCAAGGCCCUCACUGCAGCAGUUUUCCUUGACUCCACUCCUCCAAACACCCCUCUGACCGCACUCAACACCCACGCACCUCUCCAACUCUCAUGCCCUCUCGCCCGCACGUGGCACGUGGUUUCUUCGUGGCUAUGUCCCAUCCCCCUGCUGCACCCCGUCUCCAUCCACCCUCCGUCCGCCCUGCUCCUCUUCUGCACAGCCCUCGUCCUCCCCGCCCCCAUCUACUUGCCCAAAGCUCAGGGGAGGGGGGGUUUUUUGAGUGGGGUUGGGGGGAAGCAGUGGGGGGAGGAGUGUGGGCGGGAGUGGGGGAAUCGGGAAACGGAGGGGGAAGGGAAUGGGGAUGGGGCGUGGAAGGACGAGGAGGGUGGGGAAAGGGACGGAGGGAUGGCGUGUGGAAGAGAUGUGGGAGGUGGAGGAGAAGAGGAUGGAGAAGAGGGAGUGGAAACUGGUCUGUGUGAAAAGGGCGUGCGGGGAAGAGGAGUGGGGGAGGGGGAAGGUGAGGGAGGGGAGGGGGAGGAGGGGGUAGUAAUGGAAGUGGAGGUGAGAGGAGUGGUGCUGGGAGAGGGGUGGGGGGUGGAUGACAUGGCAGCAACAAUCGAAGCAGCCUCUGGCGUGCUGAGAAGAGCCAAGGUGAGUGUCAUGAACAAAUUUGCUGGGGAUGUGCCAAUGGAUGGUGGAUCCACCGAUGGUGGUGUAAUCAACGGUGUUGAUUCAACCGUUGGUGGUUCUACCGGUACUGCUUGUGGUGGGAAUGCGAGACCUGCUGGUGGUGACAGCUGUCAACCUGGUGGUGGGAACACUGGCGCUAGCAGGAUUGUAGGUUACAGGUAUUGCUCGGAUUGUGUGGUUACAGCACCUGACGGAUCUACGGUGGUUCGGCUGGCCAGCGCCAUGUGCUACCACAUGCGACUGUUCGGCAUGGCGUUGGACCGAAGAGACCUCAUGGACUAUGCUCCCAUCCUCGCUCACGCUGCUGCUGCUGCUGCUGCUGAAGCUGCUGCUGCUGCUGCUGCUGCUGCUGCUGCUGCUGCUGCUGCUGCUGCUGCUGAAGAUGAAUCUGCUGGUGCUUUGGAUGGAUCAGCUGCAACAGCACCAGCUGUUGGCACAACUGCGGCUGAUUAUGCUGCCGGCGCGCCUCCCACUCCCAUCAGCACCGCUGUGCGCCCCUUUGGAGCUUUCUGGACCGCAUCCCACUACUGCCUCGUGCUGCCCUGCUUGGGACGAGGAGGAGAGGAAGGAAGGGAGGGAGAAAGCGAAAGAGGAGGAGGAGAAAGAGGGACAGCAGCAGACUGGCGAGGGGAAGAUGGGGGAGGGAAGGAAGGGAGAGGGGCUUUUUUAGACAAGGGAUGCGCAGGGGUCGAUGCAGGGGACCGCGGAGGAGGGGAUGACGGCAUGUGCGGGAAUGACGGCAUGUGCGGGAAUGACGGCAUGGGAGGGAAUGACGGCAUGGGAGGGAAUGACGGCAUGUGCGGGAAUAACGGCAUGUGCGGGAAUGACGGCAUGUGCGGGAAUAACGGCAUGUGCGGGAAUGACGGCAUGUGCAGGGGAGGGGAUGAUGAUAUGAUGCGCGUGUUGAUGGGGAGGAUUGACUGGGAGACGGUGGACAGAGUGGUGUCCCUGGGAGGCCGUAGUGCGGCCUCUCAUGGCUGUGCACGUGAUGCUCAUGCUGCUGAUGGUGCUGAUGCUGCUGCUGAUGGUGCUGAUGCUGCUGCUGAUGCUCGUGGGCCUGUAAAGGAGCAUGACCUGCAUGGCAUGGCAGCAUAUGCGGAUGCUGCUGUUGUUCCAAACAGCGCCCCUGUUACUGCUGCUACCAAACCCCUGCUUGUGCCUCCUCGUGCUCCUGGCAGCACGCCUCUGCUCAUGACAGCUUGCGGGCCGGUGAAGGAGCUUGACCUGCAUGGCAUGGCAGCAUAUGCGGAUGCUGCUGUUCCAAACAGCGCCCCUGUUACUGCUGCUACCGCACCCCUGCUUGUGCCUCCUCGUGCCUCUGGCAGCACGCCUCUGCUCAUGACAGCUCGCGGGCCUGUGAAGGAGCGUGAGCUGCAUGGCAUGGCAGCAUAUGCGGUGCAUUCGCAUCUGCUGUACCAGCUGGUGGGGAGGGACACUGAAGGGAGAACAGCACGGACUGGUGGGGAGGCACCCGGAGGGAAGGACAGCAAGGAGUGCGUUGGUGGAGCCGCAUGGAGGCACGUUCCAACAGUACUUCCAGAACCAGUGAGUGCUAUACUCCCCUCUUGUUGCAGUGUGAGCUUUGCAAGGGAUAGGGGCAUGCGGGUGGAGGGACUGGGGGUUGCAUUGGCGUCAGGUGUACCAGCUGGUGGCUGGUGCUAG
Closterium sp. Yama58-4 is the source of this 5550-nucleotide messenger RNA. Lineage: Eukaryota; Viridiplantae; Streptophyta; Zygnematophyceae; Desmidiales; Closteriaceae. The record is from the annotation of a GenBank genome assembly.